Messenger RNA from Rhodofomes roseus, 2388 nucleotides. RefSeq lists its product as uncharacterized. The coding region runs from base 1 to 2388 and encodes 795 amino acids. The record is from RefSeq and is a predicted model, not a curated record. The transcript is spliced from 2 exons. NCBI's taxonomy places the organism in Eukaryota, Fungi, Basidiomycota, Agaricomycetes, Polyporales, Fomitopsidaceae.
AUGUCCGACUCAACCGUUUUGAUCGCACCACCACCGUCUCGUAUCGCGAUGCCACCACCAACUUCGAAAUAUUCGCCCCGGUUUGACGGCAAGCGUCUCCGGAGCUUCCUCAAUGUAUUCGAGAACCUCGCGAACGCCGCAAUGCUCUCGGACGGCGAGAAAUGCCGUAUGGUGCUGGAAUAUUGCACCGAGGACGUAAGUGCUAUGCUAUCGUGCAUGACCCAGUUUGCAGGUAGUGAUUGGGCGAAAGCCAAGGAACGAAUGGUCUUCUGCUUCGGCGAAGGCACGGUAAAGGAUCAAGGUUCAGCUGACAAGCUACGAGCGUUCAGCAAGAAGUAUAGGAAGAAGCAUAUGAUCCGGAACUUGGACGGAUACUACAAGUACCUUCAUGGGUUCCUCAAGUGCGCGGGCAAUCAAAUUGAGCUCGGCGGGAUCACCGAAGCUGAGCAUGAUUAUCUAUUCUUCCGGGGACUGAACUCGCGCGUCAGACUGGCAAUCGUGCCGAAGCUCGAGAAGGUGAUGGGAAAGACGCCCACACACAAGGAGCCAGCGCCCUUCGAGCAGUGCGCGAACGAGGUUCGCAAGUAUUUUACUGAUAACGAUUAUCACAAGGACGCACUGGACUCGUCUAGUGACGAGUCCGAAGACGGCGACUCGUCAGACGACGAGACUGACUCAGAUGCUGACUCCUCCGACAGUGACAGCGACGACGACAGGAAGAAGAAGCGGAAGAAGAAGGUCAGCAAGAAGGCAGAUAAGAAGAAGGGUAAGAAGAAGGGUAAGCGUACGAAAGACAAGGACGACGUCGAUGAGUUAGCAGAACGGCUCGAUAAGCUGCUAGCGGCGCGGCGUGCGAAGGCGACAGUAAACUCAACAUCGCAGGCUACGGCCAACGCGGCUCAGCUCGGGCAGUCCCCACGUUGUUGCUACAUGUGCGACAAAGAGGAAGGUAAGGAUCUGGAUCAUCGCAUCGGCAUCAUCAGGAAAAACACUUCUAACUUCAGCAACGGUACGAUCAUGUAUAGCCCCCAAGGCAGGCUAACGUUUGCAGAUGGCUCAGACUUGCCGAACGGACGAGGUAUUCCGGGAGGCAUUUCGACGCUGAUUCAGCAACGGAUCGAUCAGCUCAAAGGGAAAGCACGCGAUACGCCACCACACUUGUCGUGCAGUUCGAUCGAGGUGUUACAUGACGAUGAGCCAGUACUAAGCGGUGAUGUUUACGCUUUAUCAUCCGAAGACGUUUACUCGUUUCCUGUCACUAGAUCGCAAGGGAAAGCUCAGGACCAGCCUGUAGCCGCACCGAGUCAGCCUAGAAAGGUACGUUUCGAUUACAAGCAUUCUAGCGCUGAUGAGCCAGAGGGCGGGUCGACUCGUAAGUCAUCCCCUCCCACGCAAGUUCGACAGCCUGCAGAGCCGACGCGAUUCACGAAGGACAAAUCGAAGGCGGCUGAAGACGCGAAGGCCGACCCGCCGAAGGUCAACACGGAACAAGGAUGGAGGGACCGUGAAGCGCAGAAGAAGCAGCAGCGGAAGACAUACCCAAACGAGCAUGUAGGUCAGACACGAUCAGACAAGACUCAUGUGCGUUUUACGUCAGACAUACAAGACAUGGUAUCAGCCGAUCAAGUCAUGGAGAAGGCUCUCAACACGAUGCUCACGAUCCCGCUCAAGACGCUCAUAGCAAUGUCGCCUGAGAUGCAGAAGCGUUUCGCGACUAUGACAAAAACUCGACGCGAAGUCAAUGCGACAAUCGUAGAAGAGGUAAGCGAGGAAGAGGACACUGACGACGGCACGAGAACAGCUAACGACAAUGUUGGUUCCGUCGGAGCGGCGUCGGUUACAAUCCGCGACGAGGAGCAUCUCGCACAAGUUAUCGACAGCUACGCAGCAGCACUGGCGAUUGGGCGACGGCGAUUCGUCGCUAUGGCAUGCGGACUCGUACAGGGCAAGUUCGGGACUGAGCCGGUAACAUACCUCAUUGACUCGGGCUCGGAACUAAACCUGAUCGCGCAACGGGUGUACGAGCAAGCGGGGGUCGAGCUAGACGGUGAUGGGUCGAGAUGGACGCUCAGAGGCAUACACGGAGCUCCGGUGUCGCUGGUUGGAUGUUGCAGAGACGCGCCAGUAGAGGUGAACGGUGUCAGGUUCGACCACCACUUCUUCGUGCAUCCGCAGGAACUCGGUAGGCAUGACGCGAUACUCGGACAGCCGUGGUUGCAGUGGUUCUCGUCGCGGCUCGAGUAUGCGCGUGGUGGGGGGCAGGAUCUCGUAGUCUUCCCUGACGGGGAUAUUGACAAUGUGCCGAUGAGAAUUCGGAUUGCAGGGCUAUCAGACCGCCGAAACGUGGACAAAUUGGUCCAGUCGGCGGAGGCUGCAGAGGAUUUUUAG